Molecule: messenger RNA, 4849 nt
Organism: Rhea pennata
Lineage: Eukaryota; Metazoa; Chordata; Aves; Rheiformes; Rheidae
Gene: TAPBPL
Product: TAP binding protein like
Exons: 7
Coding region: 1411-2787 (458 amino acids)
Biological process (GO): peptide antigen assembly with MHC class I protein complex
Cellular component (GO): MHC class I peptide loading complex
Molecular function (GO): MHC class I protein complex binding; TAP complex binding
Source: RefSeq, a predicted model, not a curated record
AGCAGGGAGAGCUGCAGCCUUCGCCCCGAGCGCAGGUGCAGCGGCAAUGCCUGCGCUCUGCCCCGAUGGCUUUCCAGGAACUCUCCAGAGCAGCCCCAGCUUGUGGGGCAAUGGCACAGGAUGGGCUCUUCUCUCAGCCCAUCUUAGCUGUACUCGAGGAGGCCGUCCGCUCCCAGAGCCAGACAGGCAGAGCGCAGAAACCCCAUGGGUCAUAAAACAAAGAGGCUCCUUUGAUUCCUAAAGCAGAAAUACAACGCAGAAGAGGCAGGAGGGGGCGUCACUUCCAGCAGACUGUCACAGUAACUUGACUCGCAACACGGGAAAAAUGACAAGCGUACUUUGUCUGAGCUUCGCUGUGGGCUCGCCUGCCUGUUGUCGGUAUUGUCUGUAUAUGCCUGUCUAUCUACAGCAAGCCAGUCUGGAAGAGGUGUGCAGCUGCCAAGAGCAGAAAAGCCGAGACUAAAUUCAGGAAUCCUCGAGGAGUAGGAAGAAUUAAUGUUCCUCAUGACUCUGUUCCAAGUGGGACUGAAGUGGUGGGACUGAAGUGGUGAGUGAGGAUGGGACUGAGAUGCAAGGAGUAAAUCUGCAUCGAGACUUGCUUGAAUGUGUACGUGAUGAUAGCAGCCCAUGGCAAGAGUAAGCUGCGUCACUGCCAGGGCUAGAAAGACUGUGCAGAGAGGAACAGAACACAGAGGAAGACAAGCAACCAUUUUCUCUCACUGUAACGCAGAGAGGCAGAAAAAGGCAGUAUUUAAAAUACCAUCAGAACUCAUCCAUUCCCGUUAUGCCUGUGCAGCAGCUUGAUUUCUUUCCAUGAUGUUUUUUCCCACUAAGCGCAAGCUUGCCUUGUUUCUGGCACCAGGACAGCAUCCUGCCAGGCUCUCAGUGCUGUGUCAUAGUGCCUCAGAUCAAACCACUUUUCAAGUGUUUCCUUCGGUUAGAGAGGGAUCAACCAAAAAAAUUCCGACAAACCAACUUCUACCCCAAAGUCUCUCAGGAAGCACAAGUCUGCAGAAAGGCUCACGCACAGAGAAGUCACUGGCUUUGCAAGGGGCUCAGUGAGUGCAGAAGGAAAGAGGCAGCAUGUAGGAGGACACUGGGAAGAGGCUGCCAUGACACAGACUUUUAAAGAAGGACUCAGUGAAAAAAAACACCUGCAGGUCUGGGGAUGCCCCUCGAUGCCAGUCGAUAGCACUCCACUCUUCUGCUGUCUCAAGACUUCAUUAAGCCCUCAGACUCAGAUGUUUGGUAAAGGAAGAGUUAACUUUUUUUUUUUUCCUGCUGCUGUGUCGCCAGAGUGAAAGUGAAAUCAAAAGCAGGAGCCUGUCAGCAGUCUAGGGCAAGGUUUGAUUCCUGUAUGGUCUUCUGGGCUUGGAGACCAUCUGGAAACCCCUUUCCCCCAAGGACAGGAUGAUUCAGAAGCUCCUCUUCUUCUGUGGCCUGCUUGGUCUGGAUGCAGUGUCAACAAAAGAUCCCACUGCAGCACCUCCAUUUCAAACAGUGGAUAUAGUCCUGGACUGCCUCUACGUGGGAGACGAUCCAAAGGGCUCGCCAGGUGCCUUUGGUGGCUCGCUCUCCAAGGACCUUGCUCUCCUUGUGCUGAGGAAUGUCAGUGUCAGAGAUGAUGGGAGCUUGGGUGAGGCGACUGAUUACGUAGUGCCACAGGAAAAUGCUGGCUCCUCUCCUCGCAUUGUUUUUGAAGCUUCAGCCCUGUUGGUAUCCAUCCCACACGCGGAGUCCCUGCUGCACACCGACUGUAACAGGGAGGAGGUGAACUGUGAGAUCUCCCCAUACAACUCCCAGCAGCAUGGCAAGGGGCUCUGCCCUGCCUCCUGGUUCAUAGGAACUCUGCGGCUCUCCAGCGGGAUCAGUAUUGCCCUGUUGCUCAGAGGUCCCCACUGCAGCAGCGCGCAGGAGAAGCCUGAUGCAAUACUGCACCCAAAGCUGAGGAUUCCUGUGAGCAAAAAGGGAACAGUGCUAACCACAGUUGAAUUUCAAUCGUCGUCAUGCAACACUUCCCUGCGCACCCGCCUUGGCGGCUUAGUCAUCCUUGACUGCCAGUUUGCCUUGGCUCCCAGCUCCCUGCUGUCCUCUCUGGAGUGGAAGAGGCAGCAUCGAGGCAGUGGGCGAAGCCUGUUUCGGUACCAGGCAGGGAGCACAGGACCAAUAGCAGAGCCAAAAGUCCAUGUGGAUUUGGCACAGUUGCUGGGGAAUGGAAAUGCAUCACUUCAUCUGCAAGGAGUGAGCGUGGGAGAUGAGGGCACAUACAUCUGUUUGGUGUCCACCCCACUGCACCAGAUCCAGCACAUCAUCCAGCUGCAGGUGGUUGAGCCCCCAAGAGUUCGUGUGAUUCCAGCACAUGUGUCAUUUGAGAGAGAUGUCACUACUACUCUGACCUGCAACAUUGCUGGCUAUUACCCCCUGGAUGUCUCCGUGAGCUGGACUCAGAAGACUGCUGAGGAUGAAGCAGAAAUCACUCUCUCAAGCGCACGUUUCUCCAGCCACCAGCGAAGCCAAGAUGGCACUUACGGCAUCACCUCCUACCUGAGCAUCAGUUCAGCUACAGUGCAGGCACCAGCCACCUACAGCUGCCAUGUUUCACAUGUGGCCCUGGAGGAGCCCAUCUCUGUUAGGGCCUAUCUGAAGGCAUCAGAAAAAACAAGAUUGGAAGGGCUGGUGGGAGGCAUCCUUGCUACUGUAAUUUUUGUCGUUGUCCUCUUCAUUGUGCUCAGGAUGAAAAGGACAGUUAAACCAAAGGCUGAGGAACUUCUAAGAGGUUCAGAGUAAAAGAAGCCCUUUCCUACACUCAUUUGUCUCCCUUUUCCUGAUAUAUCCUACUCAGGAGAGCCAGCUCUGCCCAAAUAUUAACAGAGUUAUUGGUCAGUAUGGGCAGGGCUCUCCUUCAUGGAGGAGCUGAGCAGCUUCAGAGACGUGGAGUCACAGAAAAGCAUGUCUUCGUCGUGGUAGAGCAAACACUGAUAGCCUCAGCUCAUUGCUCGGAUGCCACAUUAGAUGCAACGUGCAUACAUUUCUAGAAAUGUUUCUAUUCCAGUUUCAGAAAAAAGCACACUGUGUAUAGUUGAGCAUUUGUAUGACUGUACAUGAGUACAUGCACAUUUUAUAAAUAGGAAUUCAACAUACAUAUAUGCACAUGUUGCAUAUAGGUGUAUGUCUAUAGCUAUAUAUAGGUUUGAUUAAUGUCUAGAAGGCAAGUUUUUAAGGAAGAUAUUCUUGUAUGUAUGUAUGAGUCUUAACUGUCUGUAGGGAUGCGUAAAUAUGUAUGCAGAAUUGAUGCUUCAAAAGAGUAAAUCCCCAAAGUGAGGAAAUUACAAGUUAAACUGACUGCAAGCAAAGCAAUCAAAAAUAUGAUGAAAAUACUGUAACAGAAAGUUAAAACAAAAUUUAACAGAAAUUUCGCUAAUAGAAGUUUACAAGAACAUCUGUGGUUCUACAGUUCUGAAAUAGGCAGAAAUCUAACCUUCAUCUGUCUGACAGGAAUUUGAAGGUAGCACUUAGAAAUCUUGUAUAUAACCGACAGAAAAAAAAAAAGAAAAGGAAGGUAUAGAUGGAAAGAAGCUAUAUGGCACACAACAUACAUAAGAAGUAAUGAAGCGUACAAGCUGAUAAGGAGUGUUCAAAAUAUCUGGAAAAACUGGAUUGCUGCUAGCACUAAAGGCAUUUGGAAGGAGUUUUACAACGUAUAUUGGGAACCAAGCAAUUCUAGUGAUGGCCUAGACCCUUACCGGAUAUAGGUAAAACUGUUGACAGAGGAGAUUUCUGAUAGAGAUUUUUUGAUACAGAGAGGAUAUUUGUUUGUAUACAGAAAGAAGCAGAAUUAUUUAUUCAGAUUACAUGAGGGUGGUGAACAGCUUUCUAGUCUAUUUAUAAACUUAGGAGGGUUUCUAAUAGUAUCUAUUAAGCUUAAGUAUUUUCAGAUCAAUAGGCCAAGAAAAUUAGCACCUCAGCAUCAUAGAAGUUUUGGUUGAGGAGGUAUUGAGUCCAUUAGAAUCAGAUAUUUACAAACCCUGGACCAGGAGAGGAAUCCCAAGAUACUGGAAAAGUGUUAAAAUUGUGCCAGUGUUCACAGAGAAUAAGCAAGAUGACAGAGGUGACUUAGAUGGUUCCAUAAUAAUAUUCAUAGGCAAGAGAGUGUCUACCGCAAGACAGCUAACAAAGACUUCAAAAAUGAAAAUGAAAUUAAUAAUUUAGUAUGUGGUUUUAUUUUUUAAAGGAUAUGAGAAAGAUACCUAACUCGUUCUUUUACAAAAUAAUAAUUUGGUUGAUAAAAGUACUGAUUGCAGAUUUAACAAACCAAGACAUUUGUAGGUAAACAUGACAUUCUCCAGGAAAAAAUAGUAAUGUAUAUAAACAUCAUGAUUUGUGUUAUAUGGAAUAAUUAUUGGCUAACUCACAAAUCUCAAAAAAUAAUUGUCCAGAAAGAAACAUCAGUCACUGCUGAAAGUGUGUGCUUCUUUCACAGGGAGCUCAGUGCUAUUCAAUGUUUGCAUCAGGAAAUAUAACUAUAAAAAUUAUUGUUGACACAAUUUGCAAAUGGCAAGAAGAUCAGUAGCUAAAGUUGAGAGACUCGUUCAGAUCAGCAUGGGUCAAAUGUUUAGCUGAGCAUAUUAAGACAAAGUAAGAAUGCUCAGUAAUGUCCAUGGAAUCUCCUAGGGUGCGAGAUCUACCAUGCUAGCUCAAUGCCAUAAAUCGCUAUUUGUUGCCCGACCUGAAAGAAUAUUUAACAGUGACUAAUGGCAGAGCGUAACUGCCAGCAGAAGCAUUUUUUGCUUGUACCAUUUCCUCUUCAUUUUUGAUGCGCUACCAAUAAAUAAAUAUUUUUAGUUUUGAA